Messenger RNA from Haliotis rufescens (red abalone), 2057 nucleotides. Its product is annotated as glycoprotein 3-alpha-L-fucosyltransferase A-like. The transcript is spliced from 2 exons. Lineage: Eukaryota; Metazoa; Mollusca; Gastropoda; Lepetellida; Haliotidae. The record is from RefSeq and is a predicted model, not a curated record. Gene Ontology annotation, molecular function: alpha-(1->3)-fucosyltransferase activity. Bases 568 to 1875 code for a protein of 435 amino acids. Gene Ontology annotation, cellular component: membrane.
GUGUUCAGUGGAAAACCAGUUAAAUAGAAUAGAGGAAGUGUAUAGUCGGUUCAAAUUACAUCAACGUGUCAUCCUUGCCAGAGAUAUGUGGAGAAGUAGUCCGUGUGAUCAACCUUACCUACUGGCCAUAAUUUUGACGCUUGUCGACGUGCCCUGAAAACAGAUACCUACCCGAGGCUUAUAACCAUACGGCUGUGUUCAAGAAUACACAAACAUGGAUAAUACACACAGUAGACUGUAGCUUGACAUAUGCAAAAGGGUAAGCAGGUAUUGUUUAAAUCUUUUUCAUGGAUCGAUUGAUUUUCCUACCCUGAUUCCUUCAGGAGCCUCAGGAAAUUAAUCAUAAAUGCUGUGAUAAUCUGUUUUGAAAUGCAUUUUGGGUGUAUAGUGCAUCUGAUAAUGGCUCUAUUAUCACCUGGAUAGAGAUAGUGUUGGUUGGUGUGCGACAGGGUCGCCGUCUAAGUCCGUGUUACUCUUCGUUAUCGGCGCAGUGUAAUAGGGCACCUUAUCGACAUGUCCCUUCUCCGACCUGGAGGGAAUAUACCUGUGCAAAUCUGCUAAACAGUCAUGAAGUCCCUAUAUUCCAAGUUUAUUUUGGUUGGUUCACUGUUCAUAAGUAUUUCACUGGGACUUCAAUUCAUGUGGUGGAAAAGGGGACAUAUUCUUAUUUAUCAGACGGACGUGUCGGCCGAUGCGGACAUUAAGAUUAAGCUGGAUACCACAGUCAAUGAGUACACGCCAGCACAGAUAUGUAACAGUUCAGGCGGCGGUUGUGGAGCUCGGUCAACACAAUCAAAGGCGGCAGUGAAUAUGGCGAAGGAAAACGUUUCUAAUACGCCGUUUGUUUGGGACACGGGGUCGGGCCACGACAGAAUACCCGAACAAAUGAAACACAUUCCAUCCAAUAUUCUUAAUGGAGAUACACGUACGCGUGUUAUUCUGGUUGACAGCGGGCCGGUGAACUGGAACGUCAAAGAUGGCAAACAAACAUUUAUAGACCACCAAUGCCCAGUUCAAAAUUGCAUACUGGUUGACAAAUCUACCACGGAAAAGCGAAUAGAUGCCAUAUUGUUCGGGCAGGAUAUUGGAUGGUUACAACCCUACGAGAGCAGAUACAGACACCCCGAUGCUGUGUGGAUAUUCUUUGCUCUAGAAAGUCCGAUGGCGACAGGAACAUUCAAUUUUGUCCGGCAGUUAAACUGGACGGCAACAUAUCGGAGAGAUUCUACCAUGGUCGCUCCCUAUGAGCGAUGGUUGCGUUUUGACAAUGCAUCUAGUAUUACCCGCACAAGAAAUUAUGCGAAAGGUAAAUCCAAGAUGGCCGCCAUAUUUGUGUCAAAUUGUGGAGCGUCAAACGGACGAUUGGAAUACGCCAAGGAACUUAAACGAUACGUCGAGGUUGACAUUUACGGUUUUUGUGGCGACAAACAGUGCGCCAGGAAUAAUGCUAGAACCUGUUUUGGGAUGCUAGACAAAGACUACAAGUUUUACCUUGCAUUCGAGAACGCUAACUGUAGGGAUUACAUAACGGAAAAGUUCUUCGUCAACGGAUUAAGUCAUGACGCCAUUCCGAUUGUGAUGGGCGCGCACCCAGAAGACUAUGAGGAGGUUGCACCCCCACAUUCCUACAUUCACGUUGAGAACUUCAAGUCAGCGAAAGACUUAGCCGAAUACAUGAAAAUGCUGGACAAAAAUGAUGAACUUUAUAAUGAAUAUUUCAACUGGAAAGGGACUGGCAGCUUCUUAAACACCAAAUUUUGGUGUCGGUUGUGCUCUCUGGUUAGUGAUGAUCAGAAACCGAAAUUAAUUGUUGAAGAUUUAGAAAAAUGGUGGAGGUCCACGGAUACUUGUCGGGAUGGAAGAUGGACAGAUUGAAGGGCAAAUCAUAUGUGAUAAUUUAUUCAUUGAGUGAAUGUAAAUGGUUGAAUGGUUGAACUAUGUUGCCUUGACGCUUCAGCUUGACGUUUAAUGUGUGUAUGUGUGCAAUCGGCUAGAUGAUGAUAUUUUUCUUAUAUGACUUUAGAUUUGAAAAAUGAAUAAAAUUAUUUUAAUAAUCA